AUUAAUUCGUUUCCUGACCAGAACUUAGUGGGUCGAAUGGCGGGAGUGAAGGAAAACAUUGAAACUUCAGACUUCAAGGCUGUAUGACUAUCGUGUGAUUUUUAUCACGGCUUAUCGAUUUUCAGAAUGAGGUUUAGAGGGAAAAUCAUCGACAUUGGCUGUAUUCAACAUUUUACACGAGUAAUAGGGACAUUGUCCAAGUUGAUCAAAACCUGUGUACUACGAAUAACCCCAGGGAACUGGUACUUCAUCUUGUCUGAGAGAGCAGUGAACGGUGGAAUACAGAUUUGGAGUGAACUUCCUCAGGGACAUUUCUUUGAUGAAUAUGCAAUGGAAGGCGUAUCAGAAGAAGACAAUGAAAUUUUCUUGGAGCUUGCUCCAGAAAAUUUGAUGAAGGCUUUAAAAACUGCCCAAAGUGCUAAGUGGCUGAAGAUCAAGCUCACCAAGAAGCAUGCUCCCUGUCUAACAGUGGAGGUAGACCUGCCUACCUUGAGUGCUCACUCCCGCACAGUAGUGCAUGACAUCCCAGUCACAGUCAUACCUCGUCGGCUCUGGACAGACUUUGAAGAGCCAGAGCUCCCACGCUUUGAUGUUAGUGUUGUGAUGCCUCAGCUCAAGUUACUGAGAAAUGUGGUGGAGAAAAUGAAGAACCUCAACAAUUUUGUGGUCCUGUCUGCCAAUCAAAUGGGAGAGAUGAAGUUGAUGGUAGAGACAGACAUGGUAUCAAUUAGUACCCAUUUCAAGGACCUUAUUAACCCCACCAGCACAGACCCUAUGUUGAAUCCAUCCCAGGAAGACCGAGAUCCUCAGGCAUUCUACAAAACCAGGAUUGAUAUUCGCAAAUUAUCACAAUUUCUUGCCAGUCAACAGUUCAACCCCACACGAGUCAUCUGUAAUGUUGUCAACAACAGGACAGUACAUUUUCUUCUUCUCCAGGACGAUGUGUCCCUACAGUACUUCAUGCCUGUGAUAGCCUCCUGACAGCUGUACCUAGCAAUAUGUGUUUGACAGUCAUACCCAGCAAUACUACAUAGUCCUGCAGUGUCCCUUCGGUACUUCAUGACUGAUGGCCUCCUGACAGUCAUACCCAGCAAUACUGCAUAUUCCUUAGGGUCUCUACAGUGUUAAUGCUUGUGAUGGCCCCCUGACAGCCGUACCCAGCAAUACUACAUAUUCCUUAGGGUCUCUACAGUGUUAAUGCUUGUGAUGGCCUCCUGACAGCCGUACCCAGCAAUACUGCAUAUUCCUUAGGGUCUCUACAGUGUUAAUGCUUGUGAUGGCCCCCUGACAGCCGUACCCAGCAAUACUACAUAUUCCUUAGGGUCUCUACAGUGUUAUUGCUUGUGAUGGCCUCCUGACAGCCGUACCCAGCAAUACAUGUAUCCCUCCAGUGUCCCUACAGUACUUCAUGUGUGUGACACAUACCAGUAUCUAUGCCAGUGUUUUGACUGUUUUGCCUGACAAUAUUCCUCCAGUAUCAUGUGUCACAUAUAUAUUGUGGUUUCUUUUGUUAAAUACACUUUGAGGAUCACAUAGCUCAUUGAGAUCUCUUUCUAAUGUGUCAGUUUUCAAGUUAUGUUUUACCUUCAGUGUGGAAAGUCUUUUUUUUUUUUAAAUGAAACCUAAAAAAAAAAAAAAUUUGAAGCAUGCCAAAGGCUUAAGUUUGGCAUUGGUUCAUCUGGUUAGAUAUGAUAAGGAGCCUUUACCUCUGCAUCUGUAGUGUGAUAUCUUAGAGUGAAGAGUCGAAGUUGAAAUCAGCACCACAAGAUCAAAUCUCGGUCUAAGCUUACUUCAUAUUUAAUUGUAAACCACCAAUAGGGUUAAAAAGCAAUUGCUUCUUUUAAAUGGAAAAUGGAUUUAUGUAACAUAUUCUGAUUACAUUUCAUCAAGUGCAAAAUUGAUAUUGAUGUUGCUGUCCAUAAUCUUACAGCUUAUAAAGAUAAAUAACUUCUUCAGUCUGCUUUAACAUACUAUCUACUGGAAAGUUAUGUUAAGUUGCAUAACAAUAAUUUUCUGUAGAUAAGGUUAGGGUAUGUUGAGACUGAUGCGCUUAGAAGAUAAAGAAGUUUACAAUAAUUAAUGGAGCUCACAUUGAUGUACCUCAAUAUAUCACAUUGUGCUUGUUUCUUGGACACACUCAAUGCCAGUCUCUAAUACUGCCAAGCUAUUCUCUUUGGUAAAACUACCCUAACAAAUUAGCCAUUGCCACAAAAGAUCUCAUAGUGAUGUGUGGCACUGGUUAAUGUAAUGUGCCAGACAGUGUUGGCAGAAAAAAAAUUGUUCAUGAAUGUCGAUAUCAUGAAGAUUAAUUUUGUUUUGUUACCCUGUAAUUUAAUGGUUCCUUCAUAAAAACAAAUUAAGUAUCUGAAUUACCUUUGCUCUAGUGUUGAAAUGUUAUCUGGCUAUAUCAUGAUGGAAUUAUUUCCAAUGUUCAUACAUCCAAAAUAUAUUUCAAAAUAUAUCUUAAAAGAUGUACCAUUGUGUGAUAUGUAUUGUGAUUCUAUGAUUUUUAUUGUGUUCAAUUUGUUUGCAAUAAAAUAUGUUCAAAUCAAAUCAAUCAAAUUUAUUCAAACUAAAAAAAUGUUCUUUUUAAUUUGAUGUUGGUCAUUAAACAAUAUAUGUAGCAGGUACAUGUGGUUGUGGCAACUGUAAAAAGGAAUACCUAGGCCUGUUAACAGCUGAUCUGGCCCCCUGGAUUCAACAACGAUCCUUAACUGAUGGGAAUUCUUCCACACAUACAUUUGCAUUAUUGGAGCUAAGGAAAAAAUCUUAGUUGAGGCACUACUUAAGUUCUCUAAUGCUUUCCUCUGGGUUAUGUUGACUUAAGGAAUGUUGAUGAAACUGGGUCCAUAUGUAAUGAAAUAGAAUCAGUUGUAAAAACAUGAUUACACGUUUAGAUACCAUCGACUACAAUUAAACGUAAUAUAUUGAUGACUGUCCUCCGGAACUCAGAGCUCAGUCCAAUAUGCUUAUUUGUUUUCAAAUCCUUAAAUGACCUUGCUCCUGAAAAAGCCUUGGUUGAAAGCUGAUAAUUACAUUUAAAAACUAUGACCAAACCAAAAUCAGAAGUUUAGAAAAAAAGUUUUAGCUUCUCCAGUGUUCUAUUCUUUAAAGUGUUCAGCAAACCCCAUCACUGCAAUCCUUCUAAGUUAAACUAAAAAAAAAGAAAAACAAAAAACAAUUGGUAUAAUUGAUCUGAAUCAUUACAUGUGUCUUUGUUUAUUUUUACCACCAAAGGUCAGAGGUCAUGGUCAAAUAUUGUGCAUAUUUUCAUUGAGGAAAAUUUUUUAUUAUGACAUGAUGAAGCUAAGUUAUUCACAAUUAAACGAGGAGUUUACUGACCAAAGGACAAGUCACCAGCUUUUUGAUAAUGAACAUUUUGUUGUGACUAUGAAUCAGUGUUUGUUAGUCAACUGUCUAAAGGUCAAGGUCACAGAUUCAAAGGUCAAUGUGAAAUUUUUUAGCUAAUGACUGAUGAAUUCAAAAUUUUGCUAGAACAGUAUGAAGCAACAUUGGUUGGAUAUUAACAGGGAGCCAACUGACUUAAGGUCAAGGUCAAUUGGUCUGAAUGAAAGGAUACGGACAAAAGAUCAAGGUCGCUGGAUCAUAGUUUGUUGGGUUGAUCACCUCGUGAACAGCUAAUGUUAUGUGGGAGCUUGGACUGCUUUUAGUAGGUAGUGGCUACCUCACGGUACAACAUAGGGGAGGCCCUUCGCAUGACCAGAGCAGUUAGGAUUAGGUGUUUUUCAGAAGGGUCUGUUUCUUAGCUUCUGAGAAUACAAACCACCACACGGGUAAAAUAUCGAACCACUCGCCUGGAAACUUCACUUGAGGUGAUGUGGCCAACACUCUAACCAACUGAUAUGAGCUAUUGCAGUCCCUCACUGGAUCAAAAGUCAAGGCAAUUUGGGUCCUUAGUUCAAAAACAAAGUACUGGAUCUCUGUAUGUGACUCUGACUCUAGAUAGAGGAGGUUCUGAAAUAAAACAAAUCAAAACGAAGAAAUGAAGAUUGCACCAGUAUUUUUAUCUGUGUUAGCACAGCAAAUAUGGUGGUGGAAGAUAAUUAGUCACAUAGUUAAUGUGAAAUAUAUAUUUUGUUUUCUUGCGAUUAUUGUUGAAGUCCAAAUGUCAAGCAUCAACUUCUGCUAUAUGAGCAGAUGUCUUUUGCUUAUUAUGGGUGAUAUAUGGCCACAACACAUGUUCCUCACUGACCUGUCAGUGUUCUAGUUCACUUUGUAUUGUACAUGGUUUACAUGAAUUGAUGUAUUGUAUAAUCAUGUAUCAAGUGCUAUGUAUCCAUGUGUUUCUGAAUCGAGUGUUUAUAUGUUAUCUUGUUAUUUGAGGGCCAUGUGGAAGAUUAG
Messenger RNA from Pecten maximus, 4362 nucleotides. RefSeq names its product checkpoint protein HUS1-like. The transcript has 8 exons. Gene Ontology annotation, cellular component: checkpoint clamp complex; site of double-strand break; nucleolus. Lineage: Eukaryota; Metazoa; Mollusca; Bivalvia; Pectinida; Pectinidae. Gene Ontology annotation, biological process: mitotic DNA replication checkpoint signaling; mitotic intra-S DNA damage checkpoint signaling; telomere maintenance. The record is from RefSeq and is a predicted model, not a curated record. The coding region runs from base 127 to 981 and encodes 284 amino acids.